Molecule: messenger RNA, 1021 nt
Organism: Baudoinia panamericana UAMH 10762
Lineage: Eukaryota; Fungi; Ascomycota; Dothideomycetes; Mycosphaerellales; Teratosphaeriaceae
Exons: 1
Coding region: 110-793 (227 amino acids)
Source: RefSeq, a predicted model, not a curated record
GCUGGCUUAACGCAUAUGCAGCAGGUAUAGACGGAUGGCGGUCCCAGAAACAGCGUUGGUAGCCUGGAUUCCCGUUGAGAGAUGCUAAUGGUAUUGUUCGGCACCUUCGAUGUCCGCAAACGAAGCAAUACGUCGUUUCGCUGACGCAAGGAGAAGCAUACUGCAACCGGGCAAUCAACAAGCCGGAGCGAGAACAAUCGUAAGCCCAGCGCCCCAAUGCAACCACAUACCACACAAAAGCAUCCCACUACUUCGCCCCUUACACUCGCGUUCACCGGGUCCGACCUCAACGAUCUUUACACACACACCAAUUCGAUCGUUACCAACAACGGCAAACAUGGCUCUCGGCGUCAGCGCCCCCGAAGACCUCAUUGGCGAGUCCCUCAAAGUCGCCGGCCAAGCCUUCAACGAAACACUCUACUUCCUCCUCGCCGCCCUCGUCGUCGGCUUCGGCGCCUGCUUCGUCGGCUACCUCCUCGUGAAGACCAUCGACCGCGACGCCGCGCCCUUCAUCGCCUGGAGUCCGGAGUGGUUCCAGCCGCUUCCUCUCAUCGCCUCGGGCUUCGUUGGGUUGAGUCUGUUGGUGCAGUUGACGAAUACUUGUAUCCAGUUCUGGAGUGCUCAUGGAGAGAUCAAGCUUGCGAAUGUGGCGCUGACGAAUAUGGUCGCGUCGUUGGGGAUGGAGGGCGCGUUCUUGGUGGUCUUUGGUGGCUUGAAUGUUCUGGCUAUGGUCAUGAAUGGGGCUACUGCCGAUGAGACUAUUAGGGCUCGUCGCAGCGUUAGGAAGGAGUAGGGAGGCUGCUGGGAGAAGGAUGAGGUGGGUGAAGGGCAAUGGAACGUAGGGGUUGGUAAUGGCAACGCUCGACAGAAAUGUUGAGCCUACAAUAAUGAAGUCGAUGCUUGGCCGCACCGCUUAGUUAAUGCCGUUGAUGAUAAUGCUAUGCCGCGCGAACACCGAUGUCUCUUUUCAGAUCCUCAGUCCUUCUGUCGAUAAGUAUCUGGCGUGCUCAACAAAUAGACC